AUGUAUUCGCCAUGUUGCCCGUUGCUGCGUACAUGCAUAAUUUUGAAAAAAAAUCUUAAUUUCAGGAAAACGAUCAUGCGCGGACUCCUGCUCUGGGUCACCAUGCUGGUGGUUACCUUUUCCACGGCUAAUCAGUAUCGCCUAGACGACGCUAGCCUGAAAUGGAUGGCACCUCAAAACGACCAAUCAGCGUUCCCGUACAAACGGAUCGACCCAUCCAACUACAACGUUGGCUUCGGUAAGCGGUUCGAUUCGAGCAAUUUCCACAUUGGCUUCGGGAGAAGAUUCGAUCCGGCCAACUUCCAUCUCGGCUUUGGCAAGAGGUUUGACCCCAUUAACUAUCACAUGGGCUUCGGCAAGAGGUCGCUGUCCGAAGACAAACAAAACGACGAUUUCGCAAAGACUGCGCAUUAA
Soboliphyme baturini is the source of this 414-nucleotide messenger RNA. Lineage: Eukaryota; Metazoa; Nematoda; Enoplea; Dioctophymatida; Soboliphymatidae. The record is from the annotation of a GenBank genome assembly.